This is a messenger RNA of Filobasidium floriforme, 1923 nucleotides long. RefSeq lists its product as uncharacterized. The record is from RefSeq and is a predicted model, not a curated record. Bases 96 to 1667 code for a protein of 523 amino acids. The transcript is spliced from 9 exons. NCBI's taxonomy places the organism in Eukaryota, Fungi, Basidiomycota, Tremellomycetes, Filobasidiales, Filobasidiaceae.
GCAAGAGGUGUUCACGACCACCCGUCGCCGUACGGCACGGAGCAUACCUACAUCGCGGACUGCGCCCUGGGAAUCGCCUAAAUAAGAUCAUACAGAUGCAGAUGCAGGAUAACCUGGCCUUGGCUACAGACUUGUACGCCACUUUCUACGGGAUAGACGCUCAAGCCGUCGACACUGUACCUCUGGGACUCAUUCGACCGUUCAUAGCGUUGUUACGAGCUCCAGGAGGGACCACAGCCAGCACACUUUUCGCUACUCCCAAACCGAGGUUGAAAUCGGGAUCGGGCGGGAAUAUUGUGGAUCAGGUGGCCUCCAGCUCGUCUUCGAGGGCUACAGCUUUAGCUUCGGCUUCGGCUUCGGCUUCGGCUUCAAUCUCGACUUUUCGAUCGGGCGACGAAGGAUUGGAGGAUUCGGAGUUAUGGGUCAACUGUAAAGUUUGCGACCCCUUGUCAUCCGGAUUUCCUGUGACUAUACCUCAUCCGGUCCGUCAUGUGGGACAGUUCCCUCUGGUCAUGCUGGAGCAUUUGCAAGAUGAAGGUCACCAGGCACGCAGCCGAGGUGAUCAGGAGAUGGUAGUAGAUGAUCGCUCCGCUAGCCCUACGACCAUUAUCGUGGAACCCGCCUUUGCCAGUGGCAGUCCCAUGAACGGUUCCGUCAUUGACCUCAGGACUCCUGAGCCGGAAGACAUGCCAAAUAUUCGAGAGCAUUCAAUCGACCUCAGGACUCCCCGGCCGAAAGACGUGCCCAGUGUCCAAGAACAUUCGGUCGCUGGCGGCAAACGCAAGCGGGAGUCCAUGAGUCCCGAGAUUCGCAUAAUCCGACACAGGCAAAUUCCGGAUGAUGAUGAUGAACGCUACGUUCGUGCGUCUUCGCUUGCAUCGGACGGAUCGCCGCCACCGGCACGACCUGUAUUUCCCGAUGAGAUCAUCCGGAAUAUCGACGUUCCUGGUCCUUCAACUCGACCACUCGCCAUCGAUGACGCGCAAGAUGAGUGGAUGGACCUCCUUGCUCUUGACGGCGACCGGCGAGAUGUUAGGUUUGACGGGUCUGGCCAACCGAUACCGGAAUUCGAACAUCUACGCCUGGAAGCUAUUGCGCGUGCCCGUGCGGGGAUUCAAGAGACUGACGGGUUUGCCUCGAUCGCCCCUCCUGAAGUAGAUGCCGAAACAGUUGAUCAGCCGCCAACUGAUGAGCCGCCCGAGCUUGCAACACCUUUCGACACGAGAUCCGACGAUGACGCAGACGUCUUGAUCCGGAAACACGCCCACAUCACUACAAUGUCCGAAUCACUUGCACUCUUAGGUCUGCAAGGGCGCAAUCGGACCUUGGCCGGUGUCAAGACGCCAUUACGUGACUCGCAGGUCGUAGCGAUCGCCAAUAUGAGGCAUUAUAUGAGACAUCCUGCAAACCCUCCAAAGGCCGGCUUUUUCCUCUGCGAUGCCCCACGCACUGGCAAGACGCUUGUCGCUUUGACGUCGCUCCUUGACAUUGGCAACGAGCUUGCUAGUGGCUUGUCGCCUACCCUGAUACUCUGUUCAUACGGAAACAACUGGGAAAGUUGUGUCUGCACUUGCCACAGCUUAAACAAUAUUACCAAUGGAUCUUCACUCCCAACGACUGGUUCGAAUACGAAGAACUGCGGAAGUCCGGGGACCGAACUGCGAUGAUUCUUCUUAUGCGGAAAGGCAGCUCAGGCCGAAUACUAAACGGGAAGUAGACAUCGCUGCCUUAAAACCUCACCGGGUCAUCAUCGAUGAAGUGCAGAAUGUGCGCUUUUCGCCAUAUACCAAGGCCGCUGGAACGAUCACCGCUAUGUGUGACCAGGCGACCGAGGUCAUCGUCCUGUCAGCAACACCGCUCAGGGAUACGGUGAGGGAUUUGUAUGGGCCCGUUCGCAUGGUAGGAGCGACAGUAGAGACGUAC